AUGGCAGAUAUAGUCCUGGGACUGGGCUCUUCCCACAGCCCCCAACUGAGCACACCGUCCGAGAUGUGGCUUACCUACGGCGAAGGUGACAAGCGCCACCAGGAACUGUGGGCUGCGGACGGCAACCCCUAUUCCUUUGAAGAGCUGUUAUCAAGCAUUGACCGGUCGAUGAUUGAGAAAGAAUUGGCCGAGGACAAAAUGGCAACCCGUUACAACGCUUGCCAGCAGGGCAUUGCCACCCUUGGGUCAACACUGGAGGACGCUGCGCCCGACAUAGUCGUGAUGAUUGGCGACGACCAGUUGGAGCUCUUCAACGAGGGCAACAUGCCGGCCAUGCUGGUUUACUGGGGCGAUACUAUCCGCAACGUUCCCAUUUCAAUUCCCGAGGCUGCGCCGGCUUUCCGCAAGGCCAACGCCUGGGGCUGGUUCGCUGAUCGCGAAAUCGACUACCCAAUUGCUUCCGACCUGGGCCGCCACGUAAUAGAGCACCUGGUUGACCAGAAAUUCGACGUCGCCCACUCCAGGCGAUUGCCCGAAGGCCAGGGAAUGGGCCACGCUUUUGGCUAUGUAUACCAGCGCAUUUUGCACCAGAAGGCCAUUCCAGCCUUGCCCAUCAUGGUCAAUACCUACUACCCACCGAACCAGGUAACUCCCCAGCGUUGCUACGAAUUGGGACAAGCUGUUCGCGCCGCCGUCCAGGAAUGGGAGGGAGACGCCCGAGUGGCGGUCAUCGCCUCGGGCGGCCUCAGCCAUUUCGUCAUCGACGAGGACCUCGACAAUCACGUCCUGAAGGCCAUGCAGAACCGGGACGCGGAAGCCUUGUCAUCUAUUCCGAAGGAAAAACUGAAUUCCGGUAAUUCAGAAAUCCGCAACUGGAUUGCAGUGGCCGGCGCCGUAGAACAUCUCGAUAUGAAGGUUGUGGACUACGUUCCUUGUUACCGUUCCCCGGCCGGCACCGGCUGCGCCAUGGGCUUCGCCCAGUGGACCUAG
Molecule: messenger RNA, 990 nt
Organism: Geodia barretti
Lineage: Eukaryota; Metazoa; Porifera; Demospongiae; Tetractinellida; Geodiidae
Source: the annotation of a GenBank genome assembly